Penicilliopsis zonata CBS 506.65 is the source of this 1680-nucleotide messenger RNA. RefSeq lists its product as hypothetical. Bases 1 to 1530 code for a protein of 509 amino acids. The record is from RefSeq and is a predicted model, not a curated record. The transcript is spliced from 7 exons. NCBI's taxonomy places the organism in Eukaryota, Fungi, Ascomycota, Eurotiomycetes, Eurotiales, Aspergillaceae.
AUGGCUUCCACUGGCAACCACAGCCCAGCCCGUCAUCUCGUGUUCACUGAAACAGACGAGGUGGAUAACGCUACAGCAACCUAUAUCUACUCUCAAUCCAAACCAACAUCAGACGCAGCAAAUCAGGGACGCGUUGAUAUAUCGUUUCCAUCUACCGUCACUCCCUCGUCCUGGUCGACCAGAUCGCUUCUGAAUUAUCUCAUCGACGUCUUCUUACCAGCUGGUUAUCCGCACAGUGUUACUGAUGACUACCUUCAAUAUCAAAUCUUCGACUCCCUUCAAGCAUUCUGUAGCUCUAUUGCUGGCCUUCUUUCCUCUAGAGCAGUGCUACAAGGCGUUGGAGUCGGAAAUGCAAGUGCUUCGCCCACCUCGGCUCUACUCCUGCAUAUCCUGCAAGACUCGUCUGGCCGUAUUGCGACAAUCCUGUUCGCUCAUCGCGUGGGAACGGCGCUGGAGCCGGAAUGUAAGAUGUAUCGCCUGGCGGCUGAUGUCUUCAAUGACCUGGCUAUGAUUCUCGACUGUCUCUCGCCUUUAAUUCCUGCCGGUGUCAGCCGAGUCUCGGUUCUUAGCGCGGCCGGUGUACUGAGGGCGCUGUGCGGCGUUGCAGGCGGAAGCUCCAAGGCAAGCUUGAGUGCGCAUUUCGCGAAAUGGGGGAAUUUGGCCGAAGUCAAUGCAAAAGAUUCCUCACAGGAAACCAUCAUCUCUCUAGUUGGCAUGCUAGUCGGAUCAAUCGUUGUCUCGCGCGUGACAAGCUUCGCCGCGACAUGGAUAUCACUCAUCUUACUUCUCAUCCUUCAUCUGAGCAUGAACUAUGCCGCAGUACGUGCUGUCCACAUGACAAGCUUGAAUCGCCAACGAGCGAAUAUUGUUUUCUCUACAAUGUUGGCCUCAGACCCAGACCUGCGUCUUGAUGGAAAGGGUCUUGUCAAAUUGAAGGAGACGUCACAGUCUCAGAAGCUUAAUUUGUGGACUACUUUAUCCCCCAAAGAGACUGCCAGCCGGGAGCGGAUCUUUGAGAGAGACGGAGUACUUAGGUGGACAGCAGGUCCGUCAGCACAGGGGACCUCAACGAGACUAGGAUCCUGUCGCAUUGGCGUAUCGCUGCAUGAUCUGCUUCAAGAUGUUUCGUCUAGAACCACGUCGGGUUCUCUGAGAACCGUCUUUCCACUCACCCGACUAACUUCUCUUUUCUCUUCGGAAUUGUACAUACUAUUCCUUACAUACGGAAGAGGAAGCGAUAUCAGAGCGACGAUUGUUCUUAAAAAGGACUGCACCGGGAAAUAUCAGUUGAAAGCUUGGGCACAUGCACUGCUUGCUGCGCGGGUAUUGAGCAGCAGCCUCUCAAGUGAGAAUUCAACUAGUAACGAAGAGACCGAAACGAUUCUCUGCAUACUUUCAGAGACUUUGGCCUUUUUGAAUGACGGUUCUCGGUUCGAGCGAUUCAUUAAUGCUCUCAGUGACGUCGGGUGGAAUAUGUCCACUUCGGCACUGGAGACACGGCCAGGGAGGAGGGUUCAGAUUGGUUCAUAAACAUUUGUGCGCUGAACAUGCUUUAGUCUGAAUGGGCAUUAUCAUAAAAGUUUCUAUUCUAAAACAAGACUAGAACACUUUCCAAAUCUUGUCAGGUAAGCAGACCUGGAAUCCUAUUAUAAUUGUGUAUCCUAUAAAUGCCAUUCUAGU